UUCACUUGGUUGGACGCUACACCACAUCCCACCGGCCCCUGGACUCUGGCGUCCAGCAGCGUCGCCUGUGUCAUGGGGGUCCUUGGACCUUCCAACAGGCUCCUGUUCCUGCCUCUCCUUCUGAGCAUGGGUGGUUUCAGCCCUAUCCAGGCACAGGACGGAUGCAACUGCCCUGUGGUGAGUCCCGGUGUGCUGGCAGGGAUCGUGCUGGGGGACCUGGUGCUGACCCUCCUCAUUGCCUUGGCUGUGUACUCCCUGGGCCGAAUGUUUCCUCGGGGACGAGGGGCUGUGGAAGCAGUGACCAGGAAACAGCGCAUCACUGAGACAGAGUCGCCUUAUCAGGAGCUCCAAGGUCAGAGGUCAGAUGUCUAUAGUGACCUCAACACACAGAGGCCGUAUUACAAAUGAGCCUAAACCACGGCAGUCAACAUCCUGAUGCCUGGAUCCACUCAUUCCUGACACCUACCCUGCAUCCUAUUCCUACUUCCACCAAGAUAAAGAUCCACAGAGUGCCCUCUCUGAGAGGUCAGAUUUCUCUCCACCACUGCCCCCAAAUAAACGUGGCACAUAAAAGGUC
Messenger RNA from Nyctereutes procyonoides (raccoon dog), 577 nucleotides. RefSeq names its product transmembrane immune signaling adaptor TYROBP (gene TYROBP). Gene Ontology annotation, biological process: neutrophil activation involved in immune response; negative regulation of transforming growth factor beta1 production; positive regulation of microglial cell mediated cytotoxicity. NCBI's taxonomy places the organism in Eukaryota, Metazoa, Chordata, Mammalia, Carnivora, Canidae. The transcript is spliced from 5 exons. Gene Ontology annotation, molecular function: signaling receptor binding. Gene Ontology annotation, cellular component: cell surface. The record is from RefSeq and is a predicted model, not a curated record. Bases 73 to 408 code for a protein of 111 amino acids.